AUGGCGGAGAUACCGACCGGCGACUACAGCCACAUCCACCGGUCGAUCGAUCAGCUGCGAUCGAUGAACGAACGCGGUGUCCUGGGCCAGCUCAACGCUCUGCAGGCGGCGGCCGCGGUCGGCAACGGCACCGACCUGCGGUCGGCGCUGGUCCACGACUACAAACCCUACAUUAGCGACCUGCGCGCCAACAACGAUCGCCUCAUCGACUAUGCCGUCGCCCAGAAGCACCACCAUCAUCACCAGCAACAGCAACAGCAGCAGCAGCAGCAACACCAACAACAUCAGCAGCAGCCGCAUCCUCACCAGCAACAGCAACAGCAACAGCAGCAACAGCAGCACCACCAGCAAGCGCCUCCGCACCUGCUGGACGAUCGGACAGGGAACAAUAACAACAACAACAACCAUGAGACGGACCUGCGACUGGGCGAGGAUCACAAGCCGCCCCACUACAGCGCUCCGUCCACGCCGCCCACUCCGCUGGCAAUGGUCGAGACGCAGAUGGCCGAGCCCGGGAAGAGAUACGGAACCAAAGGUCGGAAAAAGAUCUUUUCCGCCAAGGCCGAACUGCAGCUUCACGGUGGGCAGCUGCAGAUGCGGGAAACCAAACCGUACAAAUGCACGCAGUGUACAAAGGCGUUCGCAAACUCGAGCUACCUGUCGCAGCACACGCGGAUACAUCUCGGUAUUAAGCCGUACCGGUGCGAGAUUUGCCAACGAAAGUUCACGCAGCUGUCGCACCUCCAGCAACACAUCCGGACGCACACCGGCGACAAGCCGUACAAAUGCCGACAUCCUGGCUGCCCGAAAGCGUUUUCGCAACUCUCCAACCUGCAGUCCCACUCGCGGUGCCAUCAGACGGACAAACCGUUCAAGUGCAACUCGUGCUACAAAUGCUUCACCGACGAGGCCUCCCUGCUGGAGCACAUACCGAAGCACAAGGACUCGAAGCACCUGAAGACGCAUAUCUGCCAACUGUGCGGCAAAUCGUACACGCAGGAAACCUACCUGGCCAAGCACAUGCAGAAGCACGCCGAGAAGGAGGAAAAGCGACGGAACCGAGGGGGCGGUGCUAAUGCGGCCAAUAACAAUAAUAACAACAGCAGUAGCACCACCUCCGGCGCUAACAACACUAGUAGUGGAGCGGCUGCCGCGAGCGGCGGCGGCAGCAGCACGAGCAAUAACGUGGCAGCAACGGUGGCCGCUGUGGCGGAUGCGGCAGCGGCUGGUCUCGCGGGCCUGGCAGGACUGGGCCUCAACCGCAUGGGAGGUAUGGUGGGCAAUGUGGCCGCAGCAGCGGCAGCUGGUCUCGUGGGCGAGCACCCGUACUGGCCGAAGGUGAGCCCGGAUUCGGCUGCGGCCAGCCUGGCGGAAGCAAUGCAGCAGCAACAGCAACAGUACGAUUUCAGCAACAACAGCGGCAACUCAGGUAGCAGCGCCGCCGGUGGCACCAGCAACAACGGUGGCACGGGUGGAGGCGGUGGCAAUGGCAACGAACAUCAUCGUAACUUGAACGGUGGCGGCAGCGGCAGCGGCGGCUCGUCCGCCAACUCACCCGACGACGUCGGCGAGGAUCUGGUCGUCAUACGGCACAACUCGCAGCACCAGCAGCAGCAGCAGCAGCAGCAGCACGUUAACAACCAAUCGAAUUCCUCCUCCUCGAACUCGGCCUUCACGCCGAUCAACGUGAUGCCACCGCAUCUCAACAGUUUGGCGGCGGCCCACCAGCACCACCAGCAGCAGCUUGCGGCCGCCCAACGGCCUCCCUCCUACCUGUACGAUGCCAUCAACUUCCAGAACCAGAAGGCGGCCAUCAAUCAGAACGCGGCGGUCGCGGCGGCAGCCGCUGCUAACGGCUUCCCGAACCAGCUGAUCUCGCUGCAUCAGAUCCGGAACUACGCGCAUCAGCCCGGUGCGGGCGGUGGCGGAGGCGUCGGUGGAGGCCUAAUCACCGGCGAACACUUACUGAUGGGUGGCGUCGGCAAAGUGGAGAAAUAGUCUGAUGAACGCGGCACCGACAGUUGUAGAGCUGCCAAGCCAGGUGGGUUGGUGGUAGCGGCGGUCAAUGGCACAAAACGAAAUCGGGCCGCGGCAAAGGAACCGCCCAUGCCAGAGCUAGGGUUCCUAAACGGUCGUCGACGCACCGCCGCGCUUUAUUCUGCGUAGAAAACGGCAGCAAAAGGAAAAUGUAUUUUCGCGGGGCGAGGAAAGAAUGGCGACGAACAUCAUUAGGGCAAAAAUGUAGCAAAGGCAAGGGCACGCGAUACAGCAGACAAAGCCACAGAAGUGUUGAGAGAGGGUACACGUUUUGUUAUGGAGUUUCCUUCCCUUGUCGUAUUACGAUCGGGAUACUAUCUUUUUCCCCUUCUCCAGGACCUGUGUAGUAGCUUCGUAGUCUGAUUUGUUUCUAUAAUUUGAUUCUCGGUCCCGUUCAUAAAACACAAACACACGCACACACGCAUAUAUAUAUAUAAAAGCAACAAGGUAAUAGAUAAUUAUACCCAGAAGGUUAAGUAAACUGCGUCCGAGGUUCCACUGCCCGUUCUGGGGGUUGCUGGAAGCCGAAGAAAGGAUGCGAUUAGAAAUCGAUCCUCAAUUUCGCCACCGAUCGGCUCGGCUGCCUGUUCCUUUCGUGUUAGUGUAUCUUUAGUUUGCUUUCUCUAUGGUCAUUGUGGGUAAUAGGUACCUAGACAAAGGAUCGGAUCUCGGUGAUUGUAGUCGGUUAAGAAGAAGGACCAUUGGCCGAGUAAAAGCAGGCUUGUUAGAUGUAGUGUGCCGUGUUUUCAUCAAUAACAAACAAUGGUUUUGUUUGAAAUUUUAUCACGGAGUACUUACUCUCUAUACCCGGCACACGCUCACUCUCUCACGUGCAAGCACACAUACACACUCUGCCCUUCACGAUAACAGCUGAUACAACAUAGUAGAUGGACGAAGGAACAAAAUAUGCUGUGUAAAUAGAAGAAGAAGGUGGUAAGCUUAUCGGUAUGUAUGUGUGUGGGCAUAUGUGGGAGGUGCGGGUGGAUGUAUGUGUUACUGCUGUUGCUCCGUGUUCGCUAUCAAUGGACGGUUACCGCCUGCGAACGGUUAGUAUCUCUUCUCUUGCCUUCUGUGUGUUUGUGGUUCGUCGUUCUGAUCGAUCCGUUUUUGGGAGAGUUUUGUGCAUUUAAAUCAGGAAGGACGAAAGGAAGGAGCCAACACUGUGCGCCCUUUCUCUCUUGCUGUUGUAGGACUAUAGUUAUUAUGUAGAUUUUUGUGUUUAUUAUUAGUUUUUUGAACUACACUCAUUAGGAGGAUUUUUAUACAAACGAGUGAAGCUGGUCCAAGCAGGAACCCCCAAAACACAUCGACUCUCAAUAGACCUACAUGAAAUAGAAGAUACAAACAACAGAGCUCCAGAGGAACUCGCCAAUUGUCCGGAUGUGUUGCGCAGAACAACCAGCGAUCGUCCACGAUCCUCCUUUGCGUCGAUUUAGUUUCGUCGAUCGAUUUGUUAAUGUAGAUUUUUAGUCGAACGAAUUGUAAAUGAAAUAUGUAUGUAGUCACGUCUCCUGUGGUGUGUGGUGUGCGUAGCUUCGUUUUACUUUCUACUCCGGUAACAUCCGGUCAGGGUCAUUUUCUCUCCCGGCCCAUUCCUUGCACCCAAAUAGUCACUCGCACGUUACGUCACACAGCCGUAUGUUCGAAGUGUAAAGGACGGUGCAAUGCAUUGGCCAGGUCAUUUUUGAAAAAAAAACAAACAAACAAAAAACGAAACCAAUACCUACACUACACACCAUGAUACCAUCCGAUAAGGUUGGCAGCUAGAAUUUCGACAGGGAUUUGCUCUGAUUGUCUAGGUUUUUAAGGGCAAAGCUUGUAGAGAUUUACUUAACAUACACAACAAAAAAAGCAGAAAAAGAAAGAAAAAUUCAACACAAAAUGUAUGGCGAAAAUGGA
Messenger RNA from Anopheles bellator, 3936 nucleotides. RefSeq names its product zinc finger protein squeeze-like. The transcript is spliced from 5 exons. Gene Ontology annotation, molecular function: DNA-binding transcription factor activity; RNA polymerase II cis-regulatory region sequence-specific DNA binding. Gene Ontology annotation, biological process: regulation of transcription by RNA polymerase II. The record is from RefSeq and is a predicted model, not a curated record. Lineage: Eukaryota; Metazoa; Arthropoda; Insecta; Diptera; Culicidae. The coding region runs from base 1 to 1998 and encodes 665 amino acids.